AUGUGGCCAGAACUUAAAAUUGUUCAUGGUAAGCCCAGGCAUAGCCAAAGUCAGGGUAGUGUUGAAAGAGCAAAUCAAGACGUCGAGAAUAUGCUCACAACAUGGAUGCAAACAGAAAAAACUUCUCAUUGGAGUCAAGGAUUGAAAUUCAUCCAAUUAAUGAAAAAUAGAGCCUUACAUUCUGGAAUUAAGAUGUCACCAUAUGAGGCAUUAUUUGGCUGUAAAGUAAAGGUUGGACUUAGCACUUCAAAUUUACCGAAAGAAGUAAUUGAUAAUUUAGAAAACGAAGAACAAUUACUAGGAUUAUAUGGGAAAAAAAAACUUCAUUUUGAUGAUCCAACACUUCGCGAUAAAAACAAUACAAUACAAGAUACAAUUCAAUCAAAUAAUGCAAAUGAAAAAGAACUUCCAUAUGAUGAUUCAAUACUUUCCGAUAAGGACAAUUCAAUACAAGAUACAAUUCAAUCAAAUAAUGCAAAUGCCAUGGAUAAUCGAAAAAAGGCUAAGCAAAAUCUUGAAAAUCAAGCAGUUAAAAUGAAAGCAUGGUCAAAUAAAAAACUUAAACCGACAGAAGUUGGUGCUACCGUGACGUACCGAUUGGCCGACAAAUCAAUUCACCGACACACCAUUUUGCCGACACCCGAUUUGCCGACACACUAUAUUGUGAUGAAUUAUACUUACUAA
This is a messenger RNA of Rhopalosiphum padi (bird cherry-oat aphid), 684 nucleotides long. RefSeq lists its product as uncharacterized. Gene Ontology annotation, biological process: DNA integration. NCBI's taxonomy places the organism in Eukaryota, Metazoa, Arthropoda, Insecta, Hemiptera, Aphididae. The transcript has a single exon. Gene Ontology annotation, molecular function: nucleic acid binding. The record is from RefSeq and is a predicted model, not a curated record. The coding region runs from base 1 to 684 and encodes 227 amino acids.